AUGCAGGGCAGCAGCAGCGUGACCGCCUUCGACGACCUGCCCGAGUGGCUCGUCGUUGACGAGAUCCUUGUCCGCUUGCCGCCCAAGGAUGUGCUCCGCUGCCGUGCCGUUCGCAAGUCGUGGCGCAGCGGCACAUCCACCGAUGCGUUCAUCCUCGGACACCACCGUCGCCAGCCCUCGCUUCCCAUCAUCCAACACAAAUUGGGCAUCUGCCGCGUCGUCGGAGGCUGCAAUGAUCUAAAGAUACGGCCUGUCAUCCGGUAUGAAGGCUCCUUGACAAAAUUCCAACUCCAAGCCGCCUGUGAUGGCCUCCUCAUCGUGUCGCAGCAAGCCAAUUUCUUCAUCUGCAAUCCAGCCACCCUCAAGUGUGCUUCACUGCCACGUCCUCCACUACGGCCACGCUUCAGUUUCAUCGACGUAGUCGGCUUCUACCGGCACCACACAUCUGGAGAACACCGGAUACUCUGGGUGUCAUACACGAAACCCAUUAGGAUUUACGAGACAUUUCAGUUGCCUGAUUACUUUAUCCACGCGGUGGGAUCGAGCCAGCCAAGAUGCAUCCAAUGGCCGACAGUUUCAGAACAAAAGUAUUUUCCUGCUACCCGGUCUGCCGAUUGUCCGCCAGUCCACCAUCGUGGUAGCCUGCACUGGCUAAUGGGCCUCAACAUAACAGUAUUUGACACCGUAGCCGAGACAUUCCGGCAGAUGAGCCGCCCAACACAGUUGGGCGAUAUGGUGUCAUUGUUGGAUAUGGGCGAGGCCCUUGCUUUGUGCCACGUCGCCCCUGACUGCGCCACAUUAGAUGUUUGGGUGUUGCAGGUCUAUGAUGCCGGGACCUGGGGCUUUCACUACCGGAUUGACCUGUUAGGGAUGGAGGCAUCACCACCGAUUAAUUGGAUUGCUAGGAUGGCUCUGAUCAAUGAGCGUGAGCUGUUGAUCCAGAGGCAUAUUCACCAUCUGUUGCAUUGUGACAUUGAUGGUGUGUUUUUAGGUAAUGUGGAAAGCGAAGAGCGUUUAUCCUGCUGGGCACUUACUCGGCAUUGCCUCCAAGAGAGCAUGAUUUCACUUCCAUUGUUUGAGAUGCAGGAAGAAGAAGCUGUGAACCAGGAGCCCCCAUUCUCCAUUGUGUUAUAA
This is a messenger RNA of Triticum dicoccoides, 1134 nucleotides long. RefSeq names its product F-box/LRR-repeat protein At2g43260-like. The transcript is spliced from 2 exons. Gene Ontology annotation, molecular function: protein binding. NCBI's taxonomy places the organism in Eukaryota, Viridiplantae, Streptophyta, Magnoliopsida, Poales, Poaceae. Bases 1 to 1134 code for a protein of 377 amino acids. The record is from RefSeq and is a predicted model, not a curated record.